AUGCCAUUAGUGGCGCCAAAUUUGUUCCUGGCAUUUGCAACAAUGCCAUGGAUAUCACAGAUAUCUUAUGUUGGUAUACAUGGUGGAAUGCUUCUCUCCUAUUACAAUGAUGAGAACCAGGCGCGCACGAUGUUUUCGAAUAUUUUAGAUUCUUCCAUUUAUUCUGCUGCACAUAAAUGGUACAGCCAAUCAGUAGAUCGAGAUACUGGGAUGGUGUAUGGAGAUGUGAUUCCUUGCUCUCCACAACAAAUUGGUUCCCAAUGGUUUCAAGAUGCAUUAAAUGGUAAGAGCAGGUAUGCUUCAUGGGGAGUUGGCUGGAACAAAGCUAGGGAUCAGAUGCUCUUUUUCACUGCUCCAGUGGCCAGAUCAGGAGUUAUUUCCAUCGGAAUUGCCAUGAAAGAUCUCGUUGAUAAUAUUUUUCGUGUCAACCUUUGGGGCGGGCACUUGUAUGUAGCUACAGAAGAUGGGCAUGUCAUAGCAGAGACUGGACCACCGCAUACUCGCUAUGUGCUUGGUAAUAAUACAGUUUCAAUCCAUGUAAUGGAUAAGAGUGAUACCUUACCACUUGAAAAGCAUGAUAAUUUUUCAUGCCAGCUUGAUAACCCUGAAGGUACAGGCAGUGAUCCAUCUCAUACUAACUAUUUGAGCAUUUGGGGCAAGAGAUACAAUUUUGGUUGUGCUCAUCUUGAUGUUUCUGGAAUCAGAAUGGUAAUGCAUUGGAUAUUGGUCCUGGAAUUAAAGCUUUUUGAUGUAUAUGUAAUUGCUUUUCCCUGUAAGGAAGUAAUUCCCCUCGUUCAUAAGAUGAAGAUAGUUGUUGUCUCACUGCUGUCACUUAUGAUUCUCGGUGUGAUUGUCGGAAGUUCCAUCAUGCUGCAACUGUUGAGGAGAUUGCGAAUACAGGAAGCAUUUCUAUAUGCGAGCCUCAUCAAGCAAAAGGAGGCGAUUCAACAGGCAGAGCGGAAGAGUAUGAAUAAGAGCUUGGCAUUUGCUAGUGCCAGCCAUGACGUGCGUACUUCUCUCGCAGGCAUCACUGGCUUAGUAGAACUUUGUCGUCUUGAUGCCACCCCAAAUUCCAAAUUGGAUAGGCACUUGGAGCAGAUGAGUACUUGUGCAUCACAACUUCUAGGGAUAGUAAAUUCAGUUCUCGAUACAAGUAAAGUAGAAGCAGGAAAGAUGCAACUAGAAGAGGUUGAAUUUGAUAUGGCUCAAGUGCUUGAGGAGUCAGCAGAUAUAUUCCAUGUUGUCGCUCUUAAGAAAGGCCUAGAGGUGAUUUGGGAUCCUUGUGAUUGCUCAAUUCUUAGAUGUUCAAAUGUCAAAGGAGAUUGUCGACGGCUUAAACAGAUUCUCGAUAACCUACUUGGCAAUGCAGUGAAGUUCACAUCCGAGGGACACGUGGUUGUGCGUGCUUGGGCUAAGAAGCCUAGCUUAGAAAAUUUUAAACUUUCUUCGAACCAUGAGUUCCGCUUUCCUAGCAUAUUAAGCCAUCUGACAAGGUGCCUUUGGAAGAAUGAAACUAAUAUGGAAAUUCUUAAUCCUGUUCAGCAUGGCCCAGAUUCUGUUGAAUUUAUUUUUGAGGUAGAGGACACUGGUAAGGGAAUACCCAAGGAAAAGAGAGCUUCUGUCUUUGAGAACUAUGUGCAAGUCAAAGAAACAACUACUGGAGGACAUGAGGGCACUGGUUUGGGACUUGGAAUAGUUCAAUCAUUUGUGCGACUGAUGGGUGGUGAGAUUUGCAUUAAGGAGAAAGAUCCUGGUGAAAGAGGAACAUGUUUUAGGUUUAACAUUUUUCUCAAGUCAAGUGAUGCAUCUUUGGAUGGUGAAGAGAAUACCAAUUCUCAGUUGCAUCCAAGAAAUACAUCUGUUGCUCGUACUCAACUUGCUGGGAAAAAUGUGAUUGCCCAAUCAAAAAUUCGUGCCAUGACAUUCAAAAGAGGUCUUCAAAUGGAAGGAAUUCACUCUCUACUUUUGAUUCAAGGUGAAACAAAAGAAAUUAUGCAAAGAUGGAUGGAAAGCCUUGGAGUAAAGGUAUGGGCAAUCGACCACCACAAGCUUCUUUAUCCUUCACUCGAAAAGAUCAAGAAUAGCCUUUGUGCCUCUGCAAAGCCCGAUUCAGUGUCACGUAGCAAUUCCUUGUCCAGAACCACAUCUCUCAAUUAUAACAAAGAAAAUGAGGGGUGUUCUAGCUCUGUAGAUGUGGCUGAUCAAACUUUGCCUCUUACCACUAAGGAACGUCUGAAGAAGCUAAGUUUUAGUGGUUUGCCAACUUACAUUUUGAUUGUCAUUGAUUUGAGCAGUGGAAAUAUGUCAGAAAUAUGCUCGAUUUUGAAGAAUUUUACUAGCAGCAUUCAUAAUAUCCAGUGCAAGAUUGUUUGGUUGGCCAGUUUCAAUACUCCGGCCGCUGAUUUAAGUAGUUCUAAUCAGGAGAAAUGUGAUCUUGUUUUGCAAAAACCAUUACAUGGUUCUCGUUUAUAUGCACUCCUGAAACUUUUACAAGAGUUCGGAGGAACAAAUGUAGAUGAUCCACAAGGAAUACAGAUUAUGAAUACAAUGCAAGCACGACAACAAUCUAUCGAGCUUGGUUCUUCUAUGGAUGAUAAAACUUUAUUGUCCAAUUCUUUUGCUUCGCAAUCAAGCCAACAUACCAACAAAACAUCUGGAUCGAGAUACAGUAUGGAUGAUGACACACCCUUAAGUGGCAUGAACAUCUUACUUGCGGAGGAUAUGCCCAUUUUAUCUAAGGUUGCUAAACACACACUUUCAAGACUUGGUGCAACUGUUGAACAUGCUGAAAAUGGGCGGGAUGCUGUGGACUUGGUUACAAAGGCUUUGCGAGGAACAUCUGAUAAGCACAAUGGAACUGCCCAACCACAAGGAGAUUUAAAGCCUUUACCUUAUGAUAUUAUUCUAAUGGAUUGUGAGAUGCCUAUUAUGAAUGGUUAUGAAGCAACAAGGAAAAUAAGGGAAGAGGAAAAAUAUUAUGGUUUCCACAUCCCAAUAAUUGCUUUGACUGCUCAUGCGACACCUGAGGAAGAAAGGAAAUCAAUUUCCGCUGGAAUGGAUUUCCAUUUGACAAAGCCACUAAAAAGUAAUAAGCUAUUGGAAACUAUCAAUAAUGCUUAUCAAAACUAAAACAAAUGAAUCGACUAUAUUGCUAUACAAUUUGAACUGUCAUUUCUUUUCUAUUAUGUCUUUGUUUGUACUAUAGAUCAGACAAAUAUUGUAAGUUUUUCUAUUAUUACAUUCUCCUUGUUUGCUUAAA
This is a messenger RNA of Phoenix dactylifera (date palm), 3259 nucleotides long. The record is from RefSeq and is a predicted model, not a curated record. NCBI's taxonomy places the organism in Eukaryota, Viridiplantae, Streptophyta, Magnoliopsida, Arecales, Arecaceae.